AUGGAAAACACUUUCAACACCGUCCCCGAUGAUCAUGACCAGCCAAAUCUGAUGGCGCUUGGACUGGGCAAAGAAGAAAUGGACAACAUGUGGCAAUUGUCGAUUCAUUCUUUCCUUACCAACAACCAUGAGAUGAUCAUUCCAGGACACAUGUCGAGGACGCUCAGCGGACUCAACGUUGCGGACCUUGUUUCUCGAUUCAGCGCUCACUUCAGCAAUGCUGAGGCAACUGCCUUCUUUGAUUUUCCAUCUGGAGAUCUUCACAUUCGCAGAGUUUCUGAGGUCCCCGCCACUGAAAAUGACUCUCCCGGCAUGAGCAGCUCUCUGGCACGAUCCACCUCAGCUCAGACCAUGAUGUCUAUCUCGAGCCCCUCUGCAUCUCCCGUGCGUGCACCUUUGGUCAAGGAACCGCUGGUCAAGCCAGCUCGCUUGCCUGGCAAGAAAUCAAAAGUCCCUCGUCCACCCAAUGCAUUCAUCCUGUACCGAGCCAAACAUCAUCCAAUGCUCAAGGAUGAAAAGCCGACAUUGUCAAACAACGAAAUCUCCGUCAUUCUUGGCAAGAAAUGGAGGGAGGAAUCUGAACAAGUCAAAACACAUUUCAAAGAGAUGGCGGACAAGCUCAAAGCUCAGCAUGCAGCGCAGAAUCCUGGCUAUCAGUAUGCCCCACGCAAACCAUCCGAGAAGAAGCGCCGUAUGACUGCACGAAAACUCGCUACCCUUAGCGCUGCCAGAGCCGAGACGGAUUCUCAAUCCAGUUCAGAUCUUGAGAUGACUGAUGUCGCUGAAGUUGGCGAUAGCAAUGGCCACGACAACAUGACACACGACAACACUGCUCGCGAGACCAACGAGGUUGGGCAGUUCUUCCGUGACGACGAAGCGGUUUCUGCUACAGGGCUCAUGGGCAGCGAACGUAUGUACUACCCGAGCCGGGUCCGACAUGGAAACCAGGGCAUGAUGUCAGUGAUUCUGCCGGCUGGCCACGGAGAGGUCGAGCGCGAUCUGGCCUUCAAGAUGUCCCGCAUGCAGCACUUCACGGUCGAGGACGAGAUGGCGAUCGGAGGCAGAACCGAGCCUUCCUUCUACAACGACGGUCCCUACUUGCGUCCGACCUUGUCGUCUCUGACGGGGGAUGACUUCAUGAGUUCGCUGGUCGACUGGGACGCCAUCAAGGAGGAUGCCAAAUGGGUGCACAGCUCAGUCAAUGAGGAGAAGCCUCUCGAGACAUUCCAUUUCGACAGCAAGGAAGAGCGAGCCAAGUUCCAGCAGGAGAUUGACCGCAUUCUGUGGAUGCUUGAAUGA
Messenger RNA from Fonsecaea multimorphosa CBS 102226, 1299 nucleotides. RefSeq lists its product as uncharacterized. Gene Ontology annotation, molecular function: DNA-binding transcription factor activity, RNA polymerase II-specific; RNA polymerase II cis-regulatory region sequence-specific DNA binding. The transcript is spliced from 2 exons. Gene Ontology annotation, biological process: negative regulation of transcription by RNA polymerase II; anatomical structure morphogenesis; cell differentiation. The record is from RefSeq and is a predicted model, not a curated record. Bases 1 to 1299 code for a protein of 432 amino acids. Lineage: Eukaryota; Fungi; Ascomycota; Eurotiomycetes; Chaetothyriales; Herpotrichiellaceae.